AUGAAUCUAUGGUUCUCAACCAUUCUUGAGAGCUUCCCAAACCUGAAAUCCCUCAGAUGGGAAUGCGACAUUAAGUAUGAGAAGAUGCACUUGAAUCAGAUGAAUCAAGUCAGUUUCUCAUCUGUACCAGUGCCUGAGUGUUUGCAUUCGUCUCUCGAGUUUGUUUAUUUCAAAGUCCCAUUCUCAGGAUUUACUGUAGAAAUGGAGUUAGUAAGAACUCACCAGUCCUCAAGAAACUCACUCUACAUUUUCCUUAUGAUUGUUUACAAAAAGAUUACUUGCUCAGAUUCUCCAGAGCCUCCAUCAAAUGUGAAG
Thlaspi arvense is the source of this 315-nucleotide messenger RNA. The record is from the annotation of a GenBank genome assembly. Lineage: Eukaryota; Viridiplantae; Streptophyta; Magnoliopsida; Brassicales; Brassicaceae.